AUGGAUGAUAUCUACACGCAACUUGAGCAACGUGCUCUGAGUCUUCUACAGCAAUUACACCAACGAUCCACAGAUGCCAGAGCCAUUAUCAUCCUGGCUGGCCCUCCAGGAUCCGGAAAGUCAACUAUCGCCGCUCAAGUCGCACAGAGAAUAAAUGAGCACCAUUCGAUUCCGAUCGCGAAAGUUCUUCCAAUGGAUGGAUAUCAUUACUCACGCUCGUACCUCGACAGUCUUCCCAACCAUGUCGAAGCCCAUGCACGAAGGGGCGCACAUUGGACAUUUGACGGUCAAGCGGUUCUUGAUAUGGUCAAGCAAUUACACGCUUCGCGAGAGAAGCCAUUCACUACGCUGUACAUGCCGAGCUUCGAUCAUGAGAUAAAAGACCCCGUUCCCGAUGCCAUUGAGAUAAGUCCGAAUGUCAAGAUUGUUUUGGUGGAGGGCAAUUGGCUCUUGUACAAUGAACACCCUUGGGACCAGGUUGUCAAUUAUGCAGAUGAGACUUGGUUCGUUGAUGUCGACCCUCAAUUGGCAUUACAAAGGGUUGCGAAGAGGCAUGUUGCAUGCGGCAUUGAGAAGACACUAGAGGCGGCGAUGAAUAGAGCAAGGAACAAUGACAUGAAGAAUGGGGAGGAUAUACAGCGUUGUCUGAUUCAGCCGAACAUCAAGGUCAAAAGCGUUGAAGACGCAUGA
This is a messenger RNA of Fusarium subglutinans, 690 nucleotides long. Its product is annotated as phosphoribulokinase uridine kinase family. Lineage: Eukaryota; Fungi; Ascomycota; Sordariomycetes; Hypocreales; Nectriaceae. The coding region runs from base 1 to 690 and encodes 229 amino acids. The record is from RefSeq and is a predicted model, not a curated record. The transcript has a single exon. Gene Ontology annotation, molecular function: kinase activity; ATP binding. Gene Ontology annotation, cellular component: cytoplasm.